CGAUUCGCCUCCGGGUUAGGCUGAGCCUCUUGCUUGCUGUGACUGGUGGAGCUGCCGCGCUGUCCGCGUUAUCUCCUCCUGGUGAGAACGAACCGCAGUGUCCACCGGCCAGGAGCCAGCCCUGUCCCGGUCAGAGAAAGACGACGAGGAUACCUGGGAGCGGGCGGCGGCCGGGGUGGGCCGCUCCGGUGCGGGCUGGCGACUCUGCUCCUCCGCUUGCUGCUGUCUCUGGGAACUGGGUGCCAGCGUUGAGGGGCUUCCAGCGGACAGGGACCCCCUUCCCCGGCUCCCCUGCCCACCCUGCCGGGGAGGGCGGAAGAUGCCGGUGAAGAAGAAGAGAAAAUCCCCUGGGGUGGCAGCAGCAGUAGCGGAAGACGGAGGCCUCAAAAAGUGUAAAAUCUCCAGGUACCAUCUCCCCCCACCCUUCAAGCUUCCCUCCUCCCUCCUUUGCUGGACAACUGGAGGAGAAGGAGUCGGGCCCGGCCUGCCGGGCUGGGGCUGGAGACAGCUAUUGCAGAUCCCAACCCCCUGCUAGACUAAUAAGUGGAGAGGAACAUUUUUCAAGCAAGAAGUGCCUGGCUUGGUUUUAUGAAUAUGCAGGUCCUGAUGAAGUUGUAGGGCCAGAAGGAAUGGAAAAAUUUUGUGAAGACAUUGGUGUUGAACCUGAAAAUAUUAUUAUGUUAGUUUUAGCGUGGAAAUUGGAGGCUGAAAGCAUGGGAUUUUUUACCAAGGAAGAAUGGUUAAAGGGAAUGACUUCAUUACAGUGUGACUGCACAGAAAAGUUACAAAACAAAUUUGACUUUUUGCGCUCACAGUUGAAUGAUAUUUCGUCAUUUAAGAAUAUCUACAGAUAUGCCUUUGAUUUUGCAAGGGAUAAAGAUCAGAGAAGCCUUGAUAUUGAUACUGCUAAAUCCAUGUUAGCUCUUCUACUUGGGAGGACAUGGCCACUGUUUUCAGUAUUUUACCAGUACCUGGAGCAAUCAAAGUAUCGUGUUAUGAACAAAGAUCAAUGGUACAAUGUAUUAGAAUUCAGCAGAACGGUCCAUGCUGAUCUUAGUAACUAUGAUGAAGAUGGUGCUUGGCCUGUUCUUCUUGAUGAAUUUGUUGAGUGGCAAAAAGUCCGUCAGACAUCAUAGCAAGAACUAUGUGAAGAAAAUGCAAACCUUUCGAUUCCCACGUGUAUACAAGCUAAUGUGAUGAGGGGGAAAAAAAUCCAACGGGUGCAUUUUCAUUCAUAUGAAAGACUUCUCAUAGUACUUUUUUUUCCUUUUUUUAAAGGAGGUUUUUCUUGUUACAUGUGAUGGGCAUUGAGCCACACCUCUUCUUAGACUGAAUAUUGAAGUUUUUGUUUUGAGUUAUGUUUAUAACAUUUAUUUCAGAACAAUAAAGAUUCAGAUUUGUGACAAAGGCCUUAAAGUGAAGAUGUCCCUUGAGUGUCAGAGUGGUAUUUAUUUUUGUAAAUUUGAAUUUUUGGAUUUUUGAGGUUCCAAUUCACCGUGAAUUUACAGAAUUUUCAAGAUUUUAAACAGUUAAUAUUUGGCAACAUAGUCUGCUGAUGGUAUGGCUCAUUGUAGUCAUCUCUGCACAAUUUGGAAGACUGUUGGCCUUGACUUCUGGGAUAAUGAUUUGCUGAUGCAGCUAAUAAACAUUUCUAGGUAUUGGAAAAAUGCUCCUACUUUUAGCUCUGGGUUUCUAUAAAAGCUACCAAGGUCUUAUGCAGAUACCUUAUCUCAGAGAGUUUAGAAUUGGAAAGAUUAUGUCCAGUUGUUUUGUUUUCUAAAAAAGUUGUAUUAUUAAGUUGUAUCAUCAUUAUUAUUGUUGAUAAUAGCAUAUUUAUAUUUUUAACUGUCAUUAUAUAGGGAAUUUUAUUUAAAGCACUUUUUUUUUUUUUUUUUGCCUUAAGAGAACGUUAGCUGUGAUAUGGAUUUAGUUAAGAUACACAUAGGAAAAGAAGACAAUAGAAUAAGGAAUCAUGAGAGAACUCUGGGUAUAAUUGUGCACAACUCAGUAGAGCCAUUUACAUUGGUAGUAUUGCAGUAUUGCUAAUUAUCACAAUUUUCUGCCUGUUGGUAAUCAAGUGUCUUGAGGAAAGGUAGUAUUGCAGUAUUGCCAAUUAUCACAAUUUUCUGCCUGUUGGUAAUCAAGUGUCUUGAGGAAAGGGAAGCCUUUCCUAAUUCAUAUAAAAGGCACUUUUGUACUAGCAGCAGGCCUAUUCCUUUUCAGACCAUCCAGUAUCCCAGUGAUAUGAAAACUUUGUUCAUAUUCAUAGCCCAGUCACAACUUCAGAAACAUUUCUAGUGUCAUUGUUUGAGUAGAGAGAAGAGGUUAUUUUUCCAUAAUAAGGGAGUGUUUCUAUUAGGAUUUAAGGUAAAGGUUGAUUUUUCAGUGGUGAAUUUGUUUAAAGAAUGAUUUCUCCAUAUUUAUUACCUAAGGGAAUGACAUUUUAAAGGGUUUUAUUGUUUGCUUUUUAGUUAAUGAGCUGGGAAAAAAAUGAUUGCCAAUGUUUUACUUGCCUUCUUAAUAAGAUUACUUUGUACAGUUUUCUAAAACACCCAUAAUAGUGGGAAAGUUUUCCUAAAUGUCUUAUAGAAAAGGAUAAUACAGGAUGCUCCUCUUAAGUAUUAGAAUCACUGAGUUAUGAACUGAGCAUACCAGUGGUAUCAGGAUUUAAUAUUAUGAAUGAUGUUUUAAUAUCAAAUUUAUUAUAAGGAAAGCAUUUACAUUUGUAGACCUUUAAAUUUAUAAUUUAGUUGACUCUUCAAGGCACAUCUGAACUGAAGACUAUAUCCACUUUUGUUAAAUUCCAAAACAUAUAAGCAAAAUCUUAUAAAUUGUCCAUUUGUAACCUGAACUAAUGGUAAUAUCUUUUUCAUCUUCAGUAUUUGAGUAAAAUAGGGAACACUUAAAGCUUAUAGAUGACAUGUUUUUUGAAAAGUAUAUAUAUGAAAACACAGGCAUCCUUGGUAUAUGCAGGGGAUUGAUACCAGGACCCUUGUGUAUACCCAAAUCUGCGCAUACUCAAGUCCUGCAGUCAUCCCUGUGGAACCUGCCUGUAUAAAAAGUCAGCCCUCCCCAGGUAUGUGGGUGUCGCAUCCCGGGAGUACUGUAUUUUCAAUCCAUGUUUGGUUUAAAAAUAUCUGCAUAUAAGCAGACCCACACAGUUCAAACUCAUGCUGUUCAAGGGUCAACAGUAUUUACUUUGCAUACUUUUCCAAAGAUACCUUUAAGACUUGAGUCUGAAAAUGAAAUUUAUUUUAUUUUUUCCCUUAAAGUCAACCGUCUAUCCUACCCUAGCCAUACUUGGAUUCCAGUACCACUGUGGCCAUGCUUGCUUUACUCUAUUGCUCCGUCUAUUUCUCUUACCUUCUUGAAGUUAUAACAUUUGCCUACUUUGAAGGCAAAUUUACUCUGCCUAAUUCAUCAGUCAGGGUGUGGGCUGUGUCCCUUCUUGUCUUUCCUUUGUUAAUUUUGAAUAGCAUUUAAUUUACUGGGAAAUUUAUGAUCAAAAAUGUUAAGUGAUACAAACAAUACAAUAUUAAGGACGCUGCAGUAUAAAAAAGUCUAACUGUUGUGGUUCAUUUUUUGACUAGUUAGCUUUAAGUGCCUUCCCACGAACCCUGUUGUAAAAUUUUUGGAACUACUUCCUUUGUACAGGAUGAAAUAUUGUAUGGUGCUUUAUAACAUGGAGUUGAGUUGUUUCUGUAAGAAUAUUAUACAAAUGUAAUACUACUGGAUACUACUGGAAGAAAGUAGAGCCAGAUGUUGAUUUGGACAGAUUGCAACCCCCCCCCCCCCGCCCACCGCCUCCUUGGGGCCAAUAAUUCUUAAUAAGGUAUGAUGUUAAUACCUCCAGGAAAUUGCCAGGGAUUCAGGUGACAGUGUGUGAUGAAAACGGUGUAUUGUGUGCUGGCCUGACUGCAUUACCAUGUUUGUCUUCUAUUGUCUAAUGAUUUCUUAUUUCUUAAAUGCUGCUGAUAAAAUUCUUAAUAUAAUACCUUUUUGACAGUAGUAGCAUUUUUAUGUAUAAUGUAUAGGUUUUGUUGGUUUUUACUCAGAAGCACUCUAGAUUAGUGUUUUUUGAAUUGCAAUUUGAGAGCCUUCUUUGGGAAUGUUAGAUUGAGGAGUAUUUCUCUUAAAUACAAAUGCCUUUUCAUCUAGCAAACCAAAAAUUAUAUCUUAAUAUUGAAUGCCAUCACUCGGGGUCAGGGUGGGAGUAAAUUCUGAGAUAACUCCAGAGUUUUCAAGGCAUACAAGGUAUGUGGAAUAGCGCAGAUUCAGAAUACAUGAUAUAUACAUAUAAAAUGAAACAUUUCACUUUGAAGUAUUUCUUCAACAAAACAUGUCCUGUCUGCCUACUUGCUAAUGUGAAAUUAUGAAAGGAUUUAUUGAAAUAUAUGUUCAGUUUGAGGUGUAAUUGGUAAGAAUGCCAGGUGUUGUUCUUCUGCCCUCUUAAAGAAGUGUACUUAAAACUGUUGUGAUAAUAAUUCAUCUCUGAUAAAACUUUGUUCUGGCCUUCAAGGCUCUUACAGCUUAAUGUUUUAAAUGUCUAAGGCAUCAAAUAAAUUGAGGGCAUUUUAAUAAAAAAAGGAAAACUAAAUGCCUUUGUUAAAGCAAAAGGCCAAAAAUAAAAAAUAAAAUAAAAAACCCCCCAAAAAAAACCCAAAAGUCUUAUUCCUAAAGAAGAAUUCUUACCUCUAAGGAGGAAUCCUUCCUUCCUGAGGAAAUACCACUUUUUAAGUGACAUUAGAAAUCAUCACAAGGAAACAUUUCAAAGAAAGGAUCAUUUUCUUUUCAGGAGAAAGAGGAAUAACAAUUUCAUUAACUUCCUCAAUAGGAAAGGCUAGUCUGAAUUAUUAAAUGUUCUGGAUUAUAUCUUUUUUUAAUGAUACAGUUUUAUUACUUAAGGAAUAUUUGGUAAGAACCAGGUAAACCUAUUGUUUAAGAUUUGUUCUUGUUAAUAGACCUAUGAUUAGUAUGGUGGAAGCCCAAAAAGCAGUCUAAUUUUUAUGAUAAACUUACAGACUGUGGAAAGAUGAAUUUCUGCCCCAAACCUUGGAUAAGUUGUCAUUAAUUUAAUUGUAGAGAUGUUUCUAGUGAACUUUUACUUAACUGAAACAAAUCUUUAGAUCUUUUAAAGCACAAUUUAUUUACCUUUCUAAAAACAGCAGUCUUAAAACUGAUCGAUCAUACAUUUGGUGUGUCCACCUUACAAUCUUUUACAUUCUAUUAGUACAGAUAGUGUUUCCUUUGCUCCUUUUCCUGACCAGUUGUUAUUGGUGUGACCAUUUUCUUUUUAGGAUCGAUGAGACAUUUUGCUGUGUAUGCUGUGUCAUGUAUUAGGACCUCUUAUAAUAUGGCUCAUUUUUACAUGGUUUCUGAUUUACCAUAUGUUAAAUAUUCCUUAAAAUACACCCAGUAACACUAUAGUAAGGUUAGACUUUAACCUAAGUAUUGAAUCUUGUCUUAUAAUGCCAGUUUUAUUGGAGCUUUGUUGUAUUUAUUUUAUGGAUCUAUGGUCCCUAAAUGGGAGUUAAUAGCAAACGUUUAUUAAAAAUGUCUUAGCUUUCCCCCAAAUUAUGUCAUUUUGUAGAAGUUUUAUCCUUCUGGGGUGUUUUUGGCUUUCUGAGCUUUAAGAUAUUAAUGAUUUUUUUCCACAUACUUCACGGGUUUGGUUUUAAGUAUGAGGUUAAAAUUGUGGGUUUUAAAAAGCUAAUAAAUACUUGAAGUGAAUAUAUAGAGAGAGCCAGAUUUUCCCAAAACUCUGUGAGCUGUGUAUGUUUUGUGUAGAAUUGAAUAUUAGCCAUAAUUAACUUUUCCUUUUUCUUUUUUGGAGACAGGGUCUUACUCUGUCACCCAGGAUGGAGUGCAGUGGUGCAGUCUCAGCUCACUACAGCCUCAACCUCCUGGGUUCAAGGGAUUCUCGUGCCUCAAUCUCCCAAGUAGCAGGGAUUACAGAUGCCUGCCACCAUGCCCAGCUAAGUUUUGUAUUUUUUUUGUUUGUUUUAGUAAAGACGAGAUUUCACCAUGUUGGCCAGGCUGGUCUCAAACUCCUGCCCUCAAGUGAUCCCACCCACCUCAGACUCCCAAAGUGCUGGGAUGACAGGUGUGAGCCACCACUCCUGGCAAAUAAUUAACUUUUUCACAUAGAAAAUAGAUCACAGAUAAAAGCUCCUCACAUAUUUUGAAGGUCAAAAAAAAAAAUUUGGUGUUGCUAAUAAUUGCCUUUGAACCAUGAAAGAGGAAAAACUAACUUUAUUUGAGCAACUUGUCAUUUGAGACUUAAACUAACUCAUCAAACUUAGCAGAAUUAACUUGUGAGUAUUGACUUAAGUGAAGUUAGUUUAUAUACUUUACUAUUCUGUUCUGUCAUGCAAAUAAAAUGGCUUAGAGCAAGUUCAUACAGUUACUUUUAUCUACAAAUGUAGAAAUCUUACCUAUUUGAAAUUUACAUUAUUCCCUGAAACUAUGCAUAUUGAGAGAGAGUUUAUAGAAGUAUUAUCUGAGAACCCUGAGUUUGAUUUUCUUUUUGUGACAUUCCUGUUAAUGUCACUUUUAAACAAGCCACUUAACCUAUGUCAUUUUCUGUUUCUUCUGUAAAAUGUAGAUAAUGAUACCUACCAGUAUUGUUACGAAGUUCAAAUAGGGCCCUAUCCACAGCACUUAGUAGGUGUUAAAUGAAUGCAUCUUGUUACUUGAACAAGAAGUGGUUAGUUAUGAUAGUUUAUUUUUUUCUAACAAAUUUACUGUCUUUUAUUAAAAAAUCACUAGGAUUUCCUGUGUGUGUUAUCCUGCCAUUUUUGUAAUCAAACAAAAUUAUUAAUAUUCUCCUUAGACUAAAUCAUUAAUUUAACAAAUCUCAAGCAUCUACUGUAUGCCAAGAAGUGUUCUAGGCCUGAAUAUAUUGCAGGGCAUGAAACAAGACAGUAAUUUCUGACCUUUAUGGGAUUUUUAUUUUAAUUGGUUAAUAAAAUAGUUUAUCAUUUGGUGACAAGGUUACAUGGGGAAAGUAAGUUGAGGAAGGGGCCCAGAGAGUGUGUGAGGAUAGGAUUACUAUUAAGUAGCAUGUACACUGAUAUGUGACAUUGAGCAGAGGCGUGAGGAGGUGAAUGGUUGUGCAAUGUGGAUAUCUGGGAGGAGAGCAUUCCAGGCAGAAGGAAUAUUACAUGCUAAGGCCCUGAGCUGGUACAAAGUGUAAAGAAACAGUAAAGAGAUGAGUGUGACUGUAGUGAACAAGAAUAGCAUUUUAGGGAGAAUUAGAAAAUGAACUGAGAGAGAUUGGGAGUAAUAAUCCUGCCUGAUUGUAGGUAAUUAUGUAGCCCUUUCUCGAGAGUUGGACUUUACUGAGUGAGCUAGCAAGCAAUUAGGAUUCGGAUCAAAGCAAGGAUGGAAGCAGGUAGUAGUAGGAAGAUAAUAUGGUAAAUCCAGGUGACAAAUGGUACAAUUUGAGAUUAAGAGUAAUGGGAAUAAUAAGUGGUCAGAUUCUGAAUGUAUUUUGGUGGUAGCACCAAAAGGAUAUGCUGAUAGAAUGGAUGUGGGGUAUGAAGCAAAGAAUGAUCAAGGUUUUUGGCUUGAAGAAUGAAGUGGGCAUUAAUGAGAUGGGGAAGACUCAGAGGAGCAGGCUUAAGGGGGUAGAUUGAGAGUUUACUUUUGGAUAUGUUAUGGUAGACUUGUCUGUCAGAUGUCCAAAGGAAAAUGUAGAGUGGGCAGUUGGGUAUUUGAACCUGGAAAAGUAGAGGUCUGGGCUGGAGAUAAAUAUAUUUGGAAGUCAUCAGUGUGUAAUCUUAUUUUAAGUCAGGACAUGGAUGAAAGCACUUAGAGAGUAAGUGUAGCCAGAGGAUAGAACUUAAUUGAAGACAUAUGAUCGAUGAAAUUCAAGGCUAACUUUUGUGAUUUUUCAAAUAGAAAUAAAAUGUUAACAUUUCCUACCACACAUAUACAAACCAUUACUUUCUAUAGUGUUGUAGAAGCACUAAGAUUUAAAAAGCAAGAUUGAUAAUAGUUACCAAAUAUGUAAACAAAUGGCAAAUUAAAUUGAGGAGGGAGUGUCACUUUAUUCUUGGAAUAAAGAUUUUUGUUUUGAAGUAAUACAGUUUUUUAUAUUAAGAAUAACAUCUGGAGUGCUAGUUUCUUUUUCUCAUCGUUGGAAAUUGCUAUUCCAAUUCAAUUUGACAGUUUUAGCACUAGAGGGCAGGCUUGCUUCUAGGUUAUGAAGAGUUCUACGUGAAUUAAUAUAGCCAAACAGCGCAGGUUGAACAUCCUUAACUUGAAAAUCUGAAAUUCAAAAUGCUGCAAAAUCCAAAACUUUUUGAGUGUUGACAUGAUGCCACAAGUGGAAAACUCCACACCUGACCUCAUGUGAUGGGUCACAGUCAAAAUGCAGGUGCACAACAGUUUACUCUGUUCCCAAGAGAAAAAUAGAAUUAGCUUCAGGCUAUGUGUAAAAAGUGUAUAUGAAACAUAAAUGAAUUUCAUGUUUAGACUUGGGUCCCAUCCCCAAGAUGUCUCAUUAUGAAUAUGCAAAUAUUCAAAGAUCAAAAAAAAAAAAAUCUAAAACACUUCUGGUCCCAAGCAUUUUGGAUAAGAGAUAUUCAACCUGCACCCACAUUCAAUCUCAAUUAAUGAAUGCAGUUGUUUCUUAUGUGACAGGUUUGCCAUCUGCUAUGUUUUUUUCUAGUGCUGGGAAAGCAUAAAAUAAAGCUAAUUGAUUUUAGUACAUCUAGGACUGGCAGUUGAUACUAAUAUACAUUUGAAUAUGAAGUCCAAGGAAACUCAAGUGUAGCUUACUGUAAUUAUACUCAGAUUUGAUAUAGAGGUUCUUCCACCACAUACAUGAAUAUUAAAGCCAGUCAGAAGAAAUCCUGGACAUGAAAACAUUUUUUCAGGAAAUAAUUAACUAUGUGCUGGGUAUUAUUAUAUGAGUGUGGCUACAAAGAUUAAUAAAAUAUAGUCCCUGCCUAAAUAAGCUUUGUUGUAGCAUCUUACAGCACUUAAUAUCUUGUGCUGUAUCUAUUUAAAUGUCUUUUUCCCUUCAAUAAUAGAAAUCCUGACUCAUUUUUGGUGCCUCCAAGUGCCCAUCACACAUUUCAGUUUACAGUGUUUGAACAUACGAAUAAUGAGAGAGAUAAAAAUAAGAAAACGGUUAGGGAAUUGGGGCCUUUGAAAAAACCUGUUUUCACAUUUUUACCCUUAGAGAGAUGCUUUUCCUAUUAACAUGUCUAAAGGUGAUUAUGGAGACAAUUCUAACCUUCUGUCUUUGCUCCCACUACUUCUUCUAGCAGGCUUUAACCCCAUUCCUCAAGAGCAGUUACUGGCAGCCAUAGAGAGUGGGAGGUCAAGCCUUUUUUAGUCAUUGGAGUAAACAGGAGAGAUAGAUGUGGAAAUAGGGAGGUUCUCUCUAUCUGGCUUACGUCAGUUUGAGAAGUUUGACAUGAGAUGGAACCUUCUGGAAUGAGGUUCUUCUUUUUCCCACUUUUCACCUAGAAAGUUUUCCUAUACAUGGUCCUCUUGCUCUCCUAGUCCUUUUAGGGUCCCUAUUUCUAUGUGCUGGUUCUUUCAUUUCAUUGUCUGUAACAUGAGGAUAAUAAUAGUCCUUAUCUAAUAGCAUUAUUUUGAGGAUGAAAUGAAAUACAGGCAGUAAAUAUUAGUUACUCUUUGCUAUCUGGAAAAACAUCAAUUGAACCUCAUAGGAUGGACUUGUGUUCAAUAAGUGUUAUAUAUAGUAGAGUCAAAUGGAAAAAUUGACCCACUCAGAUACAUUUUUUUUAAUUGAUACAUAAUAGAUGUAUUUGGAGGGUACAUGUGAUAAUAUGAUAUAUUCAUAAUUAAAAUUCAUUGUUACAUAAUAGAUGUAUUUAUUUGGGGGUACAUGUGAUAGUAUGAUAUAUUCAUAUAAUUAAAAUUCAUUGAUACAUAAUGUAUUUGGGGGUACAUGUGAUAGUAUGAUAUAUUCAUAUAAUUAAAUGAAGAUAAUUGGGAUAUUCAUCACCUAAAUAAUUAUGUUUUCUUUAGGAACAUUCGAAUUCUCUUUAGCUAUUUUGAAAUGUACAAUAGAUUAGAUUAGUGUUAAUAGAUCAUUCAUCCUACUGAUAUAUCGAACACCAGGUCUUAUUUCUUCUGUCUACAUAGACAUACUUAGAAAGGCAAAUCUCUUAGGAAAUUAAUCUGUAAUGUCAGUGAUGCACACUGAUUUGUAUUACUUGCUUUCUUUGUAGGCAGUAUAGUGAAAUGGUUCCUUAAAUGGAUGCUAAAUAUGACUAAAUGAUCAAUUUACAGUGAAGCUGGCACCAAGUAAUAAAUGCUCAGUGACAUAGCUACUAUGGCUGUCUUUAAAAGUGGAUUGGUUUGACUUCAUAGGAAGGACUCUUUUUAAAAAAGAUAAAUAUUAAAAAAUAAAAAGCCAAAAUACUAUGAUGUCUUAUUACAUUGAUUCUCUUAAAUCAGUUUUUUUUUAAUUAAGUAGCAGGACUCUAUUGCAAAAUAAGUUUUACCUAGAAGCACAGUAUUUAAAACAGAAAGCUAAAAUACUCUGGUUAAGUGGGAAGCUCCAUGUCUUCCUCACUGGUAGUAUUAUUUCUGAAAAACCUCAAAGGAACCCCUGUCUCUCUGAAUAGCAUGUUUUAAAAACCACUACUUGCACAUUUGCACCUCGACAUCAAACAUGUGAACAAAGUAAUAGAGUGAGAAAACUGAAUUUCUAUUUAAGAAUUUCUAUUUUAUUCUCUCUAUAAAAAGCCAAGAAGUGGUUGGUGUUUGGAAUAACAUGAAAAAUAUUCCAAGUAUCUUUGGAAAUACUUACACUAGAAGUGUAAGGUUUAUGAUAAUUCUGUCUUAGAUUCAUUAUCUAGAGCUGGUCUAAAAAAGGAUGAUAGGUAAGACCUACCAAGAGAGACUUGAGGUAAAUAUAAGAAUGAAGGAAUGAAUGAAUAUCCAUAGGCCAAGGCUUUGCUAUGCCCUCUUACUACACAGGAUAACAGUGUAGUUGCUAGUUUCUACCUUUCAAGAUUAUGAUCCUUAAAAAGGAAACAGCUCUGUGAACAGAGACCAUGUUAUUCAUAGGUGUUCCUCACUUGUUUCCACCACAUAAUAGGUGUGUAUUGAAUAAAUGUUUAUUUAAUCAAUGAAAAAAGUCACGUCUCUCUUUGAUCCUAGACUGCAAGUUACUUAAAAGACAUGGACCGUAUUUUACUUAUCUUUCAUGGCCUGCAAAUUGAGUUUGCUUACUGAAUUAAUGAAUGACCAGUUGUACACAUAUGUCUGUAAAAUGUUUACAUAUCCACAUUCCCAUUAGACUGAGAUUCUUGAGGGCAGAAACCAUGUCUUCAGCUCUCAGCAUGGUGCCUGACUCAUAGUAGCUUGUCAAAAACAUUUGCAGAACUGAAUAAAACUUAAGUUUAAGAAGUACUGGAGCAGUCUCACAUAACCGGGCACAGUGUCUUCUAAAUAGACACUAAAAUUGUUUAAUAAUUAAAGACAGGCAUCUCACUAAGCAUUUUCUGAGUUAGUGCCAGUUGAAUAAUAUGACAAUAAGCUGUAGGAGUUCAGAGGAGAGUGAGUUCUGUGGACUGAAAUAGUCAAAGUGGAUUUUCAGAGCAGAUGAGACAUGAUGAAGGCUGGGGCUAGUUUGGUGUUUUAAGAACAUUAAUUAGGCAGCAGGAAAAUCUGAGGACAGGGAGACUAGUAAGGAAGGCUGGAAAGAGUCCUGGGUUUGGAGUUCAGAGAUCUGUGCUCAGAGUCCUUUGCUUCUUAGUGACUAUGUGACCUUGAGAAGUUAACUUGAGCUCCCUUUGCCUCUUCUGUGAGGUAGAGGUAAGACUGAUGUGCAUAUUGAUAUUGUACUUAAAAGUGUUUGUAAAAUGCUAAGUAAAACCUAAUGCUAUUCUUUGAAUGUAGUGGGUUCCAAAUAUUUGUUUAAUGACAAAGAGUAAAUGAUAUUGACUAAUGAAAAUAAUGGAGCCACUGGAAUGUCACCUCCUGCAUCUGCCAGUAAACCUGUUAACACGGGGGAAAAAGUAAAUACGUGAAGCCACCGAAUCUCAUGAUCAGAAGAAAAACUUUUUGAAACUCCCAUGAGACUCCAAAGUUAUGUCAGAGGUGAAUAAGUCAUGAACUUUUCAUGCUGAUAUCAUUUCUAAGGUUCCUGCCUUGUCAGAAGAAGCAAACCACAAGAUAAACCAUGCAGAAAAUCUUUUUUUAAAAAAGUUUCCUGAAGGAUGGAUGGUUCAUUUGUUCUGCUUGUCACUUUACUUACUAAUGAGUCAUUUUUUUCCUUAACCAGUAAUUUGUUUUAAAUUUGGUCAUAAGAUGGUAUGUUGACUAGUCCAAUGUUACAAAAUAAUUGGAAAAAAGAUGACAGACCACCAGCUGAAUAAGGGAAAUCUGGUUCUUGAAUUUCCAAUGUAUGAAUUGGUGAUGGUAAGCUUAGUCUUUAUGAUGUAAGAUUGAAUUUAUUGGAACUUCUUUAUGUCCAGAAGUUGCAGCACCUUUCUUUGUCUCUGGAAUGCCCAAGAUCUCUACUGCAUCCUGUAGACAUGGAGGGUUCCCCCCUUAUUCUGGGUCUGAUUAUUUUUAAAGAAACACCCUUUCCUUACCCAUUACGGAGACACUACUAACCUUGUAUAUACUUUUAUUAGAGUGCUGAUAACACCAUAUUACAGUAGUAGCAUACUUACAUAUCUGUUUUCUUAACUGUGAGCUCCUUGAGAGCAGGGACUGUGUGUUUUUGCUUUUAUUUCACCAGUACUCAGAACUAUCCACAGUAUAGAAAAGCACUCAAUAAAUGGAACAAAUGAAAAUGAAUCGAUAAAUAAAUGAUUUCGCUUGUAUAA
Molecule: messenger RNA, 12824 nt
Organism: Nomascus leucogenys (northern white-cheeked gibbon)
Lineage: Eukaryota; Metazoa; Chordata; Mammalia; Primates; Hylobatidae
Gene: DCUN1D5
Product: defective in cullin neddylation 1 domain containing 5
Exons: 8
Coding region: 630-1136 (168 amino acids)
Biological process (GO): protein neddylation; positive regulation of ubiquitin-protein transferase activity
Cellular component (GO): ubiquitin ligase complex
Molecular function (GO): ubiquitin conjugating enzyme binding; ubiquitin-like protein binding; cullin family protein binding
Source: RefSeq, a predicted model, not a curated record